Molecule: messenger RNA, 996 nt
Organism: Galeopterus variegatus (Sunda flying lemur)
Lineage: Eukaryota; Metazoa; Chordata; Mammalia; Dermoptera; Cynocephalidae
Product: allatostatin-A receptor-like
Biological process (GO): cellular response to glucocorticoid stimulus; neuropeptide signaling pathway
Cellular component (GO): neuron projection; membrane
Molecular function (GO): neuropeptide binding; somatostatin receptor activity
Source: RefSeq, a predicted model, not a curated record
AUGGAGCCCAAUGCCACGUUCACUACCGGGCUCCCGGUCAUGCCUGAGCAGCUCCGACUCAUCUUUGCCGGGGUCUGCGGCCUCAUCCUGCUGGUGGGGCUGUUAGCCGAUGGGCUCAUGCUGCUGGUGGUGGGUCUGGGCCCCGGCACCCCCCGGCUGCUCCUCGCCCUGACCAACAGCCUCAUGGUGAACAUCACACUGUCUGACCUGUUCUUCCUGGCCUGCGUGGUGCCCGUGCCGCUGCUGAGCUUCCUACGGCACGACUGGUGGCUGGGCCCUGUCAUCGGCGCCAGCAGCCAGGCCACCAACACAGCCACCAUGUUCUGCACCUUCUACAGCAUGGUGGCCACGACCCUUCUGCACCAUGUUGCCGUGGCCUGGCCUGAUGUGGCCCUCCCAGUCAGCCAGGGUGCCCGCCUGCUGCUCUGUGGGGCCAUGUGGGUUUGGGGACUCACCGUCCUGCCCAAAUGGCUGUCCCAGCGAGUAGUACUGGAAGAGGAAACCUCAGGAGCCCCUGAGGCCUGGGCCUGCCGCUUGUUCCCGAGCCCUGCUCAGACCUCCUGCUACUUCACCCCUGGAGCCCUGGCCCUCCUACCUUUCGUGUUGGAGCUAGGCUGCUCUUUCAGCCACGUGGGCUGGCUCCUGUGGACACAGCCCCGUGGUCCCACGGGGGAGAGCAUCCAGGAGCACCGGGAGAACACAGGGCUCAUCCUCGUGGUGCUGGUGAUUUUCGUGCUGAUGUGGGGGCCCCACUCCAUGCUGGGCUGCGUAGUGGACAUGGGCUGCCUGCCUGCCACACCGGUGGCUUUCGUGGCCUCCAGCCUCUGCACCGUCCUAGCCUACUCCAAUUGUGCUGUCAGCCCCCUCCUCUGCUUCUACCUCUCCCGCCCCUUCUGGGCAGGACUUAGGAGGCUUUUCUGCAGGCCGACGAUAGCCAGGCAUCCCAGGGGUGUGGGAGGGGCUGCUAUGGUGAUGGAGAGCCCAGCCUGGCCAUGA